UAUAAUAUUUAUUGACUAUAUUUUUGAAAAGAUUCUUAUAUGAUGAGUUCAACACGCUUGAUGCUGUUUGGCUCCUUCAUGAUGGGAAGACGGUAGAUCAUUCACACCCCGAAACCCAACUCUUCUUCCUCCCCUUCAACCACUUCUUCUGUCUCACCACAGAAACAAUAACUUGAAAAUUAAGAAAAGAUCAAAGCAAAUUCUCACUACAGUCACAUUCGUAAUUCAAUGUACAAUCGAAUUCGAAACCCAUAGAACCAACCAACCAACCCAGCUCCCUUCCUUUCAAACUCCACCGAUUUGAUUCUCGCAAUGACGUCUUCUGAUUCCAUCUUUCUAGAAGACUUCGGUCAGACGGUGGACCUCACGCGCCGAAUCAGGGAGGUGCUUGUGAACUACCCCGAGGGAACCACCGUCCUCAAGGAGCUAAUCCAGAACGCCGACGAUGCUGGCGCCACUACCGUCUCCCUUUGCCUCGACUGCCGCUCCCACUGCCGCGACUCACUUCUCUCCGACACCCUCGCCCAGUGGCAGGGCCCCGCCCUCCUCGCCUAUAACGACGCCGUUUUCACCGAGGAGGAUUUCGUCAGCAUCUCCAAGAUUGGAGGCAGCAGCAAGCACGGCCAGGCCUGGAAGACCGGCCGCUUCGGGGUUGGAUUCAACUCAGUUUACCAUUUGACAGAUCUUCCUUCCUUUGUGAGUGGCAAAUAUGUGGUGCUAUUUGAUCCUCAGGGUGUUUAUCUUCCAAAAGUUUCGGCGGCAAAUCCUGGGAAGCGGAUUGACUUCACCAGUUCAUCCGUGCUCUCCUUAUAUGAGGACCAGUUCUUCCCCUAUUGUGGUUUUGGGUGUGACAUGCAGCGUCCUUUUGCCGGAACUUUGUUCCGUUUUCCUUUGAGGAAUGCAGACCAGGCUGCCAGUAGUAAGCUCUCAAGGCAAGCAUAUACACCCAAAGACAUUUCAUCCAUGUUUGAUCAGCUCUUUGAAGAAGGAAUAUUGACUCUUCUCUUUCUAAAGAGUGUACUGCGCAUUGAAAUAUAUGUAUGGGAUACUGGAGAACCUGAACCCAAGAAAAUUCAUUCAUGUUCUGUUAGUUCAGUGACAAAUGACUUAGUGUGGCACCGGCAGGCACUGCUCAGAUUAUCCAAAGUUUCAAACACCAGUAAUGAAGUUGAUGCAUUCUCAUUGAACUUCUUAAGUGAGUCACUAAGAGGAGUUGAAACUGAGAGGCAAACUGAGAGAUUUUAUGUGGUGCAAACCAUGUCCCCAAAAUCAAGCAGGAUUGGCUCUUUUGCUUCUACUGCAUCCAAAGAGUAUGACAUUCACUUGCUGCCAUGGGCAUCAAUUGCGGCAUGCAUUUCUGAUAAUUCACUGAAUAAAAAUGCUCUCAGAACUGGUCGUGCAUUCUGUUUCCUUCCAUUGCCUGUUAGAACGGGGCUUAGUGUACAUAUCAAUGGAUUCUUUGAAGUCUCAUCAAACCGUCGUGGCAUUUGGUAUGGGGAUGACAUGGAUAGAGGCGGAAGAGUUCGUUCUACCUGGAAUAGGCUUCUUCUGGAAGAUGUUGUGGCUCCCACUUUUAUCCGUAUGCUGCUUGGUUUGACAGAUUUACUAGGGCCUACAGAAAUGUACUAUUCUUUAUGGCCUACUGGUUCUUUUGACGAACCAUGGAGCAUUUUGGUUCAACAAAUAUACAAAAACAUUGGCAAUGCUCCCGUUAUACAUUCAGAUAUUGAUGGAGGAAGAUGGGUGACACCAAGUGAAGCUUUUCUUCAUGAUGAAAAAUUCACUAAAAGCAAGGACCUAGGUUUGGCUCUGAUUCAAAUAGGAAUGCCAGUUGUGCAUUUGCCUAACUCAUUGUUUGACAUGCUUUUAGAAUAUAAUUCCAGCAUGGUGGUUACUCCUAGUAAAGUACGCGAAUAUCUUAGGCAAUGUGAAACAUUUAACUUGAGCAAACCAGACAAGCUUCUAUUGUUGGAAUAUUGCAUAGAGGACUUGGUUGACGAUGAUGUUGGUAAAGAGAUGUGCAACUUGCCCUUACUUCCUUUAGCAAAUGGUGAUUUUGCCGCAUUUUCGGAAGCAUCGAAAGGAAUUUCUUAUCUUGUAUGCGAUGAAUUAGAAUAUAAACUAAUGGAGCCAGUUUCAGGUAGAGUAAUUGAUAGAGCCAUUCCUCCCGAUAUAUUGACCAGACUCUCUGCUAUUGCAAAGUCCUCAAAGACCAAUAUUUCCCUUUGUAGCAUUCACCAUUUUGCUCAGUUAUUCCCUGCAUUUAUGCCAGCUGACUGGAAAUAUAAAAGUAAAGUGUUAUGGGAUCCUAAACUCUGUCAAAAGCCAACAUCGUCAUGGUUUUUGCUAUUUUGGCAGUAUCUAGGAAAGCAGAGUAAAAAAUUACCAUUGUUUAGUGAUUGGCCAAUUUUACCAUCCACAUCUGGACAUUUGUUAAGACCUUCUGAACAACGGAAAAUUAUCAGUGGAAGCAAUCUGUCUGAUACACUGCAGAAUAUCCUUGUCAAAAUUGGAUGUGAUAUAUUGAAUUCAAGUUAUGUAGUUGAAUAUCUGGAUUUAUCUAGUUAUAUAUGCAACGGAAGUGCAUCGGGUGUUUUGGAAUCAAUUUCUAAUGCAGUUUCAAAUAAUGACAUUGUGCAAGUUUCACUGGAUAACCUGAUUGCUGAAGAGCGAAAUGAGCUCUGCAGGUUUCUUUUAGAUCCUAAAUGGUAUGUUGGACGCUCUGUGGAUGAAGUUAGCAUAAGGUUUUGCAAGAGGUUACAUAUAUUCGAAGUCUACAACAGAGAGUCUGCUCAAGAUUCCCUUUUCUCUGACCUAGAAAAUCCUCGUAAGUACUUAUCACCAUUGGAUGUGCCAGAGUUUAUUCUGGGUGCAGAGUUCAUUGUCAGAUCCCCACAUAUUGAAGAGGAUAUUCUGUCAAGGUAUUUUGGAGUUGAGAGAAUGGGGAAAGCACUAUUUUACAAGCAGCACGUGUUUAACAGAAUUGGGGAAUUGGAAGCUGAGGUCCGUGAUAGCAUAAUGUUAUCUGUUCUGCAAAAUUUGGCACUUUUAUCUCUUGAGGACAUAUCAAUCAGAGACUCUCUGAGAAAUUUGGAAUUUAUCCCAACACUCACCGGUGCUCUUAAGCGUCCCUCAGUCUUGUAUGAUCCAAGGAAUGAAGAACUAUAUGCAUUACUAGAAGACUCUGAUAGUUUCCCUUCUGGUGCUUUCCAGGAGUCUGAAACACUUGAUAUUCUGCGCAGCCUGGGGCUCAGAACUUCUGUCUCUCCAGAUACAGUUUUAGAAAGUGCCCGGUGUAUAGAGCAUUUGAUGCAUGGGGAUCAACAAAAGGCAUAUUUGAGAGGGAAAGUGCUUUUCUCAUACCUAGAAGUUAAUGCAUUGAAAUGGUUUCCUGAUCAAGUUGAUGAUAAACGAGCAGUUAACCGAAUGUUGUCACGAGCAGCAACUGCCUUUAGGUCGCGCACCCCAAAAUCUGAUCUUGAAAAGUUCUGGAAUGAUCUUAGGUUGAUUUCUUGGUGCCCAGUUUUAGUUUCUGCCCCAUUUGGCUCAUUACCAUGGCCGGUUACAUCAUCUGUAGUUGCUCCUCCAAAAGUUGUGAGGCCACUAAGUGAUUUGUGGCUAGUCUCGGCUAGCAUGCGGAUAUUGGAUGGCGAAUGCUCUUCCACAGCUUUGUCAUAUAACCUGGGAUGGAUGUCUCCACCAGGAGGUGGUGUAAUUGCUGCUCAACUACUUGAGCUUGGAAAGAAUAAUGAGAUUGUGACUGAUCAAGUACUUAGGCAGGAAUUAGCCCUGGCAAUGCCGAGGAUAUACUCAAUUUUGACAGGAAUGAUAUCAUCGGAUGAGAUUGAGAUUGUUAAAGCUGUUCUUGAAGGCUGUCGGUGGAUAUGGGUGGGAGAUGGAUUUGCAACCUCUGACGAGGUAGUCCUUGAUGGUCCUCUCCAUUUGGCUCCGUAUAUUCGUGUUAUUCCAGUUGACUUGGCAGUUUUCAAAAAUCUGUUUCUAAAACUUGGUAUCCGGGAAUGCUUGCAACAUGCUGACUAUGCCAAUAUCCUUGCUAGGAUGGCAGUAAAGAAAGGAUCAUCUCCGCUUGACCCAAAUGAGAUUCGGGCAGUCACUCUAAUAGUUCACCAGCUAGCUGAAGUCUAUCUUCAUGAACAGAAUGUCAAGGUAUAUCUACCAGAUAUAUCAGGUAGACUGUUUCUUGCCGAUGACUUGGUCUUUAAUGAUGCACCCUGGUUGCUAAGUUCAGAAGAUCCGAAUGGUUCUUUUGGCAAUGCAGCGACUGUAAAUUGGAAUGCAAAGAGAACAGUUCAAAAAUUUGUGCAUGGAAACAUAUCUAAUGAUGUAGCAGAAAAACUUGGUGUUCGGUCUCUUCGUAGGAUGUUACUGGCCGAGAGUGCAGACUCAGUGAAUUUUGGUUUGUCCGGAGCUGCUGAGGCUUUUGGACAGCAUGAAGCUUUGACAACAAGGCUUAAGCACAUACUUGAAAUGUAUGCUGAUGGACCUGGGACUCUCUUUGAGAUGGUACAAAAUGCAGAAGAUGCAGGUGCUUCUGAAGUAAUAUUUCUUUUGGAUAAGUCUCAAUACGGGACUUCUUCUAUUCUUUCUCCAGAAAUGGCUGACUGGCAAGGUCCUGCUUUAUAUUGUUUCAAUGACUCUGUUUUUAGUCCACAAGAUCUUUAUGCCAUUUCUCGUAUUGGCCAAGAGAGUAAACUUGAGAAGGCUUUUGCAAUUGGAAGAUUUGGACUAGGAUUUAAUUGUGUCUACCACUUUACGGACAUUCCCAUGUUUGUUUCUGGAGAAAAUAUUGUAAUGUUUGACCCUCAUGCCUGUAAUUUGCCUGGAAUAUCUCCUUCCCACCCUGGUUUACGAAUUAAGUUUGUGGGGAGGCAGAUUUUGGAGCAAUUUCCCGAUCAAUUUUCUUCAUUGCUACAUUUUGGCUGUGAUUUGCAACACCCAUUUCCAGGUACUCUGUUUCGGUUCCCUCUUAGAACUGCAGGUGUUGCCUCUCGCAGCCAAAUUAAAAAGGAAGUUUAUACACCUGAAGAUGUCAGAUCUCUCUUUGCUGCUUUUUCUGAGGUUGUUUCUGAAACAUUACUUUUUCUGCGUAAUGUGAAAUCUAUUUCUAUUUUUGUGAAAGAAGGCACAGGGCAUGAAAUGCACCUACUGCACCGUGUACGCAGAACCUGUGUCGGUGAGCCUGAAAUCAGAGCUAGUGAAGCCCAGGAUAUGUUUAACUUUUUCAAGGAGGAGAAGCACAUUAGAAUGAAUAGAGUUCAAUUUCUGAAGAAGCUAAGCUCUAUUGACAGAAAUUUGGGAACCUCUGAAGCAUCCAAUGGUCAGAGUCAGAAUUUUAUUCCCUGGGCAUGUGUUGCUGUAUAUUUGAAAACUGUUAAGUUUGGUGAUGACCUGGCUGAUAGUUCUGGGGGGCAGGAUCGUUGUCUGGUUUUUCCUGAUCUAUUACAAGCUGCCAAUUUGCCAAUGCAUCUACCAGAAAAUUUUGAAGGUCGUGCAUUCUGCUUUUUACCUUUACCCAUAACUACUGGUCUUCCUGCACAUGUAAAUGCAUAUUUUGAACUAUCAUCGAAUCGCAGGGAUAUCUGGUUUGGUUCUGAUAUGACUGGGGUUGGAAGAAAACGCUCAGAGUGGAAUAUUUACCUCCUUGAAAAUGUUGUUGCCCCUGCCUAUGGUCGUUUACUUGAGAAGGUAGCAUCAGAGAUUGGCCCUUGCAAUUUGUUCUUCUCAUUGUGGCCAACAACAUUAGGGUUAGAACCUUGGGCAUCCGUAGUGCGGAAACUUUACCAAUUUAUUGCUGAAUUCAAUCUUUGUGUAUUAUAUACAGAAGCUAGAGGUGGUCAAUGGAUCUCAACCAAACAUGCUAUAUUUCCAGAUUUUUCUUUCCUUAAGGCAGCAGAACUUAUUAAAGCAUUGGCGAGUGCUUCUUUGCCUGUCAUUUCGCUUCCGCAAUCACUUGUAGAAAGGUUUAAGGAGAUCUGUCCAUCGUUGCAUUUUCUAACACCAAAGCUGUUAAGGAUUUUGUUGAUCAAAAGGAAGCGUGAGUUCAAGGACAGGGUUGCAAUGAUUUUGUCCCUUGAGUAUUGCUUACAUGACUUGCAAGAAAACAUGCAGUGCGAUAGUCUGUUGGGCUUGCCGUUGUUACCACUCGCAGAUGGUUCCUUUACAUCAGUUGAUAAGAAGGGUGUUGGAGAAAGAGUUUACAUUGCACGUGGUGAUGAGUACGGCCUUCUCAAGGAUUCGAUUCCACAUCAGCUUAUAGAUUGCGUUAUUCCAGAAGAGGUUCAUAGAAAACUUUGCUACAUUGCCCAAACAGAUGGUACAAAUAUUUCUUUCUUGUCAUGCCAGUUACUUGAGAAGCUUCUGGUGAAAAUACUGCCUGGAGAGUGGCAACAUGCUGGACAAGUAAGCUGGACUCCUGGUAUUCAUGGCCAACCCAGUUUAGAAUGGUUGCAACUACUAUGGAAUUAUCUGAAAUCAUAUUGUGAUGAUCUUUUAAUGUUCUCUAAGUGGCCUAUAUUGCCUGUUGGAGAUGAAUACUUGAUGCAGUUACUACCAAAUUCAAAUGUGAUAAAAAAUGAUGGAUGGAGUGAAAAGAUGUAUUCUUUGUUGUUGAAGGUUGGAUGUUUAUUUUUGAGAAAUGACCUGCAGUUAGAUCAUCCAAAACUGGAACAUUUUGUCCAGCCAUCAACCGCAAGGGGUGUAUUGAAUGUGUUCAUGGCUGUUGCUGGAGACCCGCAGAAUAUUGAGGGGAUUUUCAAAGAUGCAUCUGAAGGGGAACUACAUGAACUGCGGAGUUUUGUUCUCCAGUCAAAAUGGUUCUCUGAAGAGCAAAUUGAUAACACACAUGUUGAUACCAUCAAACACCUCCCUAUAUUUGAGUCAUACAAAAGCAGGAAACUAGUAAAUUUGUGUAACCCUGUGAAAUGGCUUGGUCCCACUGGUGUUCGUGAAGAUCUUUUAAAUGAUAGCUUCAUAAGAACUGAAUCAGAAACAGAAAGGAUCAUUAUGAGAAGGUAUUUAAAGAUAAAAGAACCAACAAAGGUGGAAUUCUACAAAGAUCACAUAAUCAAUCACAUGUCAGAGUUCCUUUUGAAGCAAGAAGUCAUUUCAGUUAUUCUGCAUGAUGUGCAGCUUUUAAUUAAAGAGGAUACCUCUCUCAAAUCUUCACUUCCAACCAUACCAUUUGUGAUGGCAGCUAAUGGAACUUGGCAACAACCGUCUAGGCUUUAUGAUCCUCGUGUUCCUCAGCUUAAAAAGAUGCUGCAUGGGGAUGCUUUUUUCCCCUCUGACAAAUUUUCAGACCCUGAAAUUUUAGAUACUUUAGUUACCCUUGGACUUAGGACAACUCUGGGAUUUACUGGUUUGCUUGAUUGCGCUAGAUCAGUUGGCAUGUUGCAUGAUUCCGGGGCUAUUGAAGCCUCCAACCAUGGUAGAGUGUUACUGGUUUUUUUGGCUAAACUAGCCCGUAGGCUCUCAAAUAAAGGUGAAAGUUAUAAUGGUGAUCAACAGGUUGCCAUGGUUGUGAGAAGCAGCAGUAUAAUUGAUGGUACUGUUGUAUAUGAAGGCUUUCCUAAAGAGGAUGUGAACUCCCCAACAGAUGUUGAUUCUUUUGUAAGCAGCUUAACUGAUGAUAUGGCAGAGGAGGAAUUUUGGUCUGAACUGAAGCAAAUCUCUUGGUGUCCAGUAAUUUCUGAUCCACCUGUUAGGGGACUUCCAUGGUUGAAAUCCAAUAACCAAAUUGCACCCCCCAUGAUUGUGAGGCCUAUAUCACAAAUGUGGAUAGUGUCGUCCUCAAUGCACAUAUUAGACGGUGAAUGUGACAUGACAUAUCUACAAACUAAACUUGGGUGGAUGGAUUGGCCAGAAAUUGCAGUUUUAUCAAGACAGUUAAUUGAGCUAUCUGAGUCCUAUAAGCAGCUUAAGAUGAAUUCAUUGCUGGAUCCUGGUUUUGAUGCUCAGUUACAAAAGGAAAUACCUUGCCUUUAUUCAAAAUUGCAAGAAUAUAUUAGCAGCGAUAAGUUCAAUGAACUGAAAGCAGGAUUAAGUGGUGUUUCAUGGGUCUGGAUUGGUGAUGAUUUUGUAUCACCAAAUGCACUUGCAUUUGAUUCCCCUGUAAAAUUUACUCCUUAUUUAUAUGUUGUUCCAUCUGAACUCACAGAGUAUAAAGAAUUGUUGCUAAAGUUAGGAGUCAGAUUGAGUUUUGGUAUUACCGAUUAUAUUCAUGUAUUACAAAGGUUGCAGAAUGAUGUGCAACGACUUCCUCUUUCAAUGGAUCAGCUAAAUUUUGUCUGUUGUGUCCUUGAAGCCAUAGCAGAAUGUUGCCUGGAGAAGCCACUUGUUGAGCCUGUUGAUGGGCCCUUGCUGAUUCCUGAUACUUUUGGAAUUCUGAUGCCAGCAGGAGAUCUUGUGUAUAAUGACGCACCUUGGCUGGAAAACAGUUCUCUUAUUGGCAGACACUUUGUACAUCCAAGUAUCAGCAAUGAUUUGGCAGACAGGCUGGGUGUACAGUCAGUUCGUUGCCUCUCUUUAGUCAAUGAAGAUAUGACUAAAGAUCUACCCUGCAUGGACUAUAAUAAAGUAAAUGAUCUUUUGGCCCUGUAUGGGAGCACUGAGUUUUUGUUGUUUGACCUCCUUGAGUUGGCAGAUUGCUGCAAUGCAAAGAGAUUGCACCUGAUUUAUGAUAAAAGGGAACAUCCUCGUCAGUCUUUGCUGCAGCACAAUUUAGGUGAAUACCAAGGUCCUGCUCUGAUAGCGAUCUUCGAAGGUGCCUGCUUGAGUAGAGAGGAAUUUAGCAAUUUCCAGCUCCAUCCUCCAUGGAGAAUACGGGGGAACACACUAAACUAUGGUUUAGGACUAGUUUGCUGCUAUUCUAUAUGUGACCUUCUCUCAGUCAUUUCUGGUGGCUACUUUUACAUGUUUGAUCCUCAUGGUAUGGUACUUGCUGCACCUUCAACUAAUGCCCCUUCAGCAAAGAUGUUUUCUUUGAUAGGUAUGCUACUAUGCGGCAUGUUCUUCAUCUAAAUUCAUGUAAAUUAGUUUUAGUUACUCCAUUCUCAGCUUGAUUUGUUGUUUUUUAUGGUGUUACUUCUUGCAACAUGACAUUUUCAUCUUUAAGUACUCUAUGUUGUUAUCUAGGUGUGAUAUUGUUGGUUCUGAGGAUACUAUGGUGCCAAUAUCAUCUGAUUAUUUAAAACAUGUACGUCUUCAGUACAAUUAGGAAAUUGGUAAUAUUAGGGCAAUAUAGUUCAAUCAUUCUUAGAAUGGGGAGAGGAUAAAACUCCAAUGGUGAUAGUUCAUUUUAGUCGUUUUCUUUCAUUCUAUACCUCUUUGCCCAU
Molecule: messenger RNA, 9353 nt
Organism: Arachis duranensis
Lineage: Eukaryota; Viridiplantae; Streptophyta; Magnoliopsida; Fabales; Fabaceae
Exons: 5
Coding region: 313-9039 (2908 amino acids)
Molecular function (GO): Hsp70 protein binding
Source: RefSeq, a predicted model, not a curated record